GCUUCCCACUGGUUUUCUUCUUCUUUUCCCUAAGUUUUCACAAGUGUUAUCCGAGUAGAAUGAUAGCCGCACAGUCGACCCUAAGUGUCGUCCGUACACUCCGCCCUAUUUUUGCAGAUCGUCCAUUUCACUUAACAGGUCGAUCUUGAACUCUUUGAGUCAACCUUCAUCCGUACAUGCUUACCGUACGUAACGUCCGUACCACUUGCUCAUUUCUCACUCCUUCUUAUCAUAAACUUUGGUCAAGCCUCUUUUUCUUUAUUCUUCGUAUGCAAUACUCCUCUUCAAACUUGACCAUGAGAACCUGUCAAGUUUGGAAAUCAUGAAGAUCUUCCUCAUUCAAAACCUCAUUGGAAGUAAACGUUGAUGAGAAAAAAAGAGUGGAGACUCCAUGACUAAGAAAAUCAUUUACAGGAGAGGUCAAUGCCAAGUCUGGUAUAGAUGGGCUGAGUCACAUUGAUUCUUGCGGAUUUGGUAAAGACAUCCACAAGUUGGUCUUUACUUCUUGUGUAGCAUGGUAAGAUCACACCCAAAACAAUUAUUUACCUAACCUUGUAACAAUCAACCUCAAUGUGCUUUGUCCUCUGAUGAAAUAUUGAACUUGAAUCACUAUGGAUCACAGUUUGGUUGUCACAAUGCAUGGUGAUAGGAAUGUUGAUUUCAAUCUCCAAGUUUUUUGAGAAGGCCCUUAAUCCAUACCAUCUCGUUGGUCAGCUCUAGGAUGGCUUUAUACUUAUUAAAUCUGUCGGUUUUCUGAUUUCAGAUGAGAAUCGUUCGACACUCAUGUGGUAUCGUUCGACACUCAUGUGGUGUCGUUCGACACUCAUGUGGUGUCGCUCGACACCUUUCAACAACCUCGACAGCUUUCUCGAGUGUGUCAGACCGACCACUUUUCAAUAAAACGAACAUAACUUUUGAUCCAAUUGUCUGAUCGACCUCAAAUCGAUGGCAUUGGAAAGUUAAUUCUUUAUUUUGUGUCUAAAUAUAGGCUCAAUUUCACUGUAGGAAAUCUUCCAACCAUUACUAAACUUUUGAUGCAUCUACGUAGUUCUGUAUCUCAAAUAGUUCUAAAAUCUCUAAGGUUGUCGAAAACGUACAUGAAUCUGAAACGACUCUGAAACGCUCGAAAUAAAUAAUAAAAUUUAUAAAGAAAUUAUUACCAUGGUCAAAAGGUGGUAAAACCAUGGUAUAUCAUCGCAUAGUUGAAAGUCUUGAAGAGGUUAAAGAAUCUUUCGAAGUUUUUAAGCUUUGGAGGAAGACUUAGGUCUGAAAAUCAAGGUUAUUCUAGCAUCUUAUUUUAGUCAACAUUUGUUUGCGCCAAUAAUUCAUCCUAAUAUUAUUUUAUUGGCGCAAACCUAUUUGCAGAUUACAUAAUUAAAGAUUCGGCUAGCUGUCAACUAAAAGAUCUCCAUUCAUUUUUAUAUGUAUCAUCAGUUCUUGUCUGGAGCUAUAGUCUUCUCUUUGGUUUCUUUCUUGGUAAGAGUUACAUAUCUGUGGAAGCAACCUGUAUGAGUUAUUUUUAUAUCUCAGAUCCUAAACGUAUUGCUGAAAACUAAAAAACCAAAUUAUUACUUGUUGAUGAAGAAAUGAAUUCUCUCUCUUCAGUAGCAGUCUUGCUUUCUUGCCUUGUGUUGUUUCUUGCCAAAGAAUCUUUGUCACAUCCAUUAUGUAAUGAUUUGAGUAGGUGUCUCUUUUCUUUGUUUCUCCUGUUAUCAGAUUGAUGAUAACUAUGUGUUUUGUGUCAUUUUUUGUUUCUGAUUUUAUUUGGUUUGGUCAGCUGCUCUGUUUAUUUACAGUUAAUUUUUUUUCUGAUUCUUUGAAAUUGUUUUGGUCAGCUGCUCCGCUUAAACGGAAGCAGCCGCUCUCUUUUUGUCAAGUCAAUGGAAGUGUAUGCUGUAACUCCCAUGAGGACUUGAAGUUGCAAAAGCAGUUUAAAGCAGUCAAUGUAUCUGGUAGCUGUUCUUCGCUUCUCAAGUCAUUACUUUGCUCGAAGUGUGAUCCUUUCGCAGCAGAGCUUUUCCGUGCUGAGUCAGAAUCUAGACAAGUCCCUGUGCUCUGCAACUCCACAGUUUCUUCUCACAAGUCAACACAAUCUCUUGCCGGCAUUGAUUUUUGCACAAGGUUUUGGAGUGAAUGUCAGAAUCUCUCUGUAACCAACACUCCUUUUGCAUCUCAAUCUGGAGAUGGAAAUAACUCCACAAUAUAUGAGAUAUGGAAAUCAAGAAAUGACUUCUGCAAGACCUUUGGUGGAUCUUCAGAUGAAUCCUCUGUGUGCUUCGAUGGCCAGGCGGUUUCAUUCAACAUUUCAAAAGCUACUAGUCCUUCUCCUUCAGGCAUGUGCCUUGAGAAGCUUGCAAACGGGUCUUUUCUCAACAUGGAGCCUCAUCCUGAUGGCUCUAAUCGCGUCUUCCUCUCUGAUCAAGCUGGGAUGGUAUACCUGGCUACAGUCCCAUCUCAAGGCUCUAGAGAAGUUUUAACAAUAGACGAGACUAAUCUGUUUCUUGAUCUAACUGAAGAAGUGCACUUUGAUGCUGAGCUUGGUCUCUUGGGAAUAGCUUUUCAUCCUGAUUUCUCGAGGAACGGUAGAUUCUUUGUUUCUUUCAACUGCGAUAGAGUUAAGUGGCCAGAAUGUUCUGGCAAAUGCGCAUGCAACUCAGAUGUUGAUUGUGACCCUUCAAAGCUAGAUUCUGAUGACGGAGCAACCCCAUGUCAAUACCACAGCGUCAUAUCAGAGUUCUUUACCAAUGGGACUUAUGUUAAACCGGUGGAGGUAAGGAGAAUCUUUACGAUGGGUCUUCCUUUUACAACACAUCAUGGUGGACAGAUCUUGUUCGGGCCUAAGGAUGGGUACUUGUAUUUCAUGAUGGGAGAUGGAGGAAGCAAAGGAGAUCCACACAACUUUGCACAGAACAAGAGAUCUUUGCUUGGGAAGAUCAUGAGACUCGAUGUGAAUAAUGUUCCAGAUGCAAAAGCAAUGAGCCAGUUUCAGCUAUGGGGAAACUAUACUAUACCAAAAGACAAUCCGUUUACACAAGAUAAGAAUAUGCUUCCUGAAAUAUGGGCCAUGGGAGUUAGAAACCCAUGGCGAUGCAGUUUUGACUCAGAGAGGCCGUCUUACUUCCUAUGUGCAGAUGUUGGAGAGGACAAGUAUGAAGAAGUGGAUAUGAUCACCAAGGGAGGAAACUAUGGUUGGCAUUACUACGAGGGACCUUUACCAUUUACCUCUUCUAAAACCAGCAAGAACUCAACAAAGAUUACAAAUCCGAUCUUCCCGGUUAUGUGGUACAAACACUCGGACGUAAACCAGAAAGAAGGAUCUGCUUCAAUAACUGGCGGAUAUUUUUAUCGUUCAACUACUGAUCCAUGCUUGUAUGGAACGUAUCUCUUUGCAGACUUAUACGCUGGAGUCAUUUGGGGUGGAGCUGAAACUCCACUGGGUAGUGGAAACUUCACGAGCUCUCAUAUUCCAUUACGAUGCACUUCGGAUUCGCCGAUCUCUUGCUCAUCUGAUACAGACUCUUCUUCAUCAUCAUCUCCAGCCCUUGGCUUUAUAUUCUCCUUUGGACAAGACAACAACAAAGACAUCUACUUACUUGCAAGCUCUGGCCUUUACAGAAUCGUUCGUCCGAGCCGCUGUAACUUCCAUUGCUCCCUUGAAAACGGAACUCCAUUGGUUCCUUCACGACAGCCUGAUCGUUCUCCGCCAUCUCCAUCAUCUUCUCAACGACUACACAACAGCGUUAGUAUUCUUGUAAUAAAUUUCUUAGCUUGGUGUUUUCUUUUGUUUGUAAUACAAAGAAAAUGAAUAUGUUCAAAGAUCCGUACAUACUAGAGAAGCAAAUGGCUGGGACUAUUUCUAUUGACACAGUA
Messenger RNA from Brassica rapa (field mustard), 3870 nucleotides. Its product is annotated as HIPL1 protein. Lineage: Eukaryota; Viridiplantae; Streptophyta; Magnoliopsida; Brassicales; Brassicaceae. The record is from RefSeq and is a predicted model, not a curated record.